UCCGCCUGUGACCCGCGCGCGCGCCUGUCUCUGCAGCAGCCGGCCACGCCCCCUCGGUGGCGAGUGGAAAAUUACCAGCUUACAAUCAGCCCCAAGUACAAGCUCUGACAUCCGCUAGAGACGGAUUGAUCGCCCCGAUCGCCUCCACAGUUAAUCUCUGCUUCCAUUCCCCCUCUCAGACAAGUCUGACAUUGCUUUUAAAGGCUUUUAAAAUAGUACCGAGUCGAUAGAAGUUACUAUUUAAGUUAUCUAACCGCUUCUGACUCACCGCGGCGUCGAAUUCUAAACAAUAUCACCAUAAUAAUUAAAUACUCAGAGGAUAACAUAUCAGCAACGUAAUAAAAAGAAUCACUUUUUCAUUUAUUCAGCGAUUAAUACUAGAAUUUAAAACUCCACUCUGCAGCGAGUCCGCCUGAUCUUUUCCUCUUUGCAAGGGCGGAGCUGUUGGCGUUCGGGGGAGCUUCGCGAAAUUGAUUGAGCUUUGAUUGACAGGAGUGUACGCCAAUGGGACGUCAGCGCGGGCGCCCUUGCUGUCAGUUGAGCCAAUGGCGUAGCAGGAAGGGCGUGACGUUAAUCCAAACUUUUUCGCGGCGCCGACGGCUGAAAACUAAACCGAGAUGGAAUCUCCCAGUCUGAACCGGUUUCAACCGGUUAUGAGUUUGUUGCUUGUGAGGAGAAGAAGAAGGCACAGACUCACGGUCUCUCUCUCACUCUCUCUGUCUCCUAAAAGCGCUGCAAAGAAAAAAAUACAUCAAGUAAAAGACAAGAUUUGUUGAUCAAGGUUAAGUUUAUUUCGUAAAAUGACUCGGGUUGAGGAGGUACCUUAGCUUUGCCGUGAUUGUGAGUGCGCUGCAGUGGUCCUUAUCAGAAAGCAACUAGCUGAAGCUAGCAUAACGUUUUUUACUCAUCCUAGGAGCAGUGAGGCUAGUCAGCGUAUUCCUAAUUCAUCCAGACAACAACAACAACAACAACGUUACUGGAGCUAGUUGAGGUGACAUAAGGGUUUUUUUUAGCAACUCUGGCAGAAAAAGCAGACCUUUCUUUCAAAGGCUUGGACUUUCGAGCUCUAUGCCAGCAGUUAUGACAAUGUUAGCUGACCACGCAGCCAGACAGCUGCUGGACUUCAACCAGAAACUGGACAUUAAUCUCCUGGAUAACGUGGUUAACUGCUUGUACCAUGGAGUGGGACCGCAGCAAAGAAUGGCCCAGGAGGUCCUCACACAUUUAAAGGAGCACCCGGACGCGUGGACCCGAGUGGACACCAUCCUGGAAUUCUCCCAGAACAUGAACACCAAAUACUAUGCUCUGCAGAUCCUGGAAACAGUUAUUAAAACGAGAUGGAAGAUUCUGCCCAGAAACCAGUGUGAAGGAAUUAAAAAAUAUGUUGUGGGCCUCAUUAUCAAGACGUCUUCUGAUGCAGCCAGUGUGGAGAAGGAGAAGGUGUACAUUGGAAAACUUAACAUGAUUUUAGUUCAGAUCCUGAAGCAGGAGUGGCCCAAGCACUGGCCCACAUUUAUCAGUGACAUUGUGGGGGCGAGCCGCACCAGCGAGAGCCUCUGCCAGAACAACAUGAUCAUCCUGAAGCUGCUCAGCGAGGAGGUGUUCGAUUUCUCCAGUGGACAGAUGACCCAGGUCAAAGCCAAGCAUCUGAAGGACAGUAUGUGUAAUGAGUUCUCGCAGAUCUUUCAGCUCUGCCAGUUUGUGAUGGAAAACUCCCAGAAUGCUCCUUUGGUACACGCCACGUUAGAAACUCUGCUCCGGUUUCUGAAUUGGAUCCCACUGGGCUACAUCUUUGAGACCAAACUCAUCAGCACUCUAGUGUACAAGUUCCUGAAUGUUCCAAUGUUUCGAAAUGUGACGUUAAAGUGUCUGACUGAGAUCGCAGGUGUGAGUGUGAGCCAAUAUGAGGAACAGUUUGUCACGCUGUUCACUCUCACCAUGAUGCAACUCAAACAGAUGCUGCCUCUGAACACGAACAUCCGUCUGGCUUACGCGAACGGGAAGGACGAUGAGCAGAACUUCAUCCAGAACCUGAGCCUGUUCCUCUGCACCUUCCUCAAAGAGCACGGCCAGCUCAUAGAGAAAAGGCUCAACCUGCGUGAGACGCUUAUGGAGGCUCUGCAUUACAUGCUGCUGGUGUCUGAGGUGGAAGAGACUGAGAUCUUUAAGAUCUGUCUGGAGUACUGGAACCACCUGGCAGCAGAGUUGUACAGAGAGAGUCCAUUCAGCACCUCCACCUCCCCGCUGCUGUCUGGCAGCCAGCACUUUGAUGUUCCACCACGCAGGCAGCUCUAUCUACCUGUACUCUCCAAGGUGCGUCUGCUCAUGGUGAGCCGGAUGGCAAAACCAGAGGAGGUGCUGGUGGUGGAAAAUGACCAGGGAGAGGUGGUGCGAGAGUUCAUGAAGGACACUGACUCUAUCAACCUGUACAAGAACAUGAGAGAGACACUUGUGUAUCUGACCCAUCUGGACUACGCCGAUACAGAGCGGAUCAUGACAGAAAAACUUCAUAACCAGGUGAAUGGGACGGAGUGGUCCUGGAAAAACCUGAACACACUGUGCUGGGCCAUCGGCUCCAUCAGCGGAGCCAUGCAUGAGGAGGAUGAGAAGAGAUUCCUUGUCACUGUCAUCAAGGACUUGCUGGGAUUGUGUGAGCAGAAGCGAGGAAAGGAUAACAAGGCCAUCAUUGCCUCAAACAUUAUGUACAUCGUUGGCCAGUACCCACGAUUCCUGCGCGCACAUUGGAAGUUCCUCAAGACUGUAGUCAACAAACUGUUUGAGUUCAUGCAUGAGACCCAUGAUGGGGUGCAAGACAUGGCGUGUGACACAUUCAUUAAAAUUGCACAGAAGUGCAGGAGGCAUUUUGUGCAGGUGCAGGUCGGAGAGGUCAUGCCCUUCAUCGAUGAGAUCCUCAACAAUAUCAACACCAUCAUCUGUGACCUGCAGCCUCAGCAGGUACAUACGUUUUAUGAAGCAGUGGGUUACAUGAUUGGCGCUCAGACGGACCAGGCUGUACAGGAGCACCUGAUAGAGAAGUACAUGCUGCUACCCAACCAGGUGUGGGACAGCAUCAUCCAGCAGGCCACCAAGAAUGUGGAUAUCCUGAAGGACCCAGAGACUGUGAAACAGCUAGGAAGCAUCCUGAAGACCAACGUAAGGGCAUGCAAGGCUGUGGGUCACCCGUUCGUCAUUCAGCUGGGACGCAUCUACCUGGAUAUGCUCAACGUCUACAAGUGCCUCAGUGAGAACAUCUCUGCAGCUAUCCAGACCAACGGUAAGAGUCUGUGUGAGAUGGUGACUAAACAGCCUCUAAUCAGAAGCAUGCGCACGGUGAAAAGAGAAACUCUUAAACUCAUCUCAGGCUGGGUCAGCCGUUCCAACGACCCACAGAUGGUCGGAGAGAAUUUUGUUCCACCUUUGCUCGACGCCGUCCUGAUAGAUUACCAGCGGAACGUUCCGGCGGCCAGAGAGCCGGAAGUGCUCAGCACCAUGGCGACCAUCGUAAACAAACUGGGCGGCCACAUCACAGCCGAGAUUCCACAGAUCUUUGAUGCUGUGUUUGAAUGCACGCUGAACAUGAUCAACAAAGAUUUUGAGGAGUAUCCAGAGCACCGCACACACUUCUUCUACCUGCUGCAGGCGGUGAAUUCCCACUGCUUCCCGGCGUUCCUCGCCAUUCCCCCGGCACAGUUCAAACUGGUGCUGGACUCCAUCAUCUGGGCCUUUAAACACACCAUGAGAAACGUGGCUGACACUGGUUUGCAGAUUCUCUACACGUUGCUGCAGAAUGUGGCCCAGGAGGAGGCGGCAGCUCAGAGCUUCUACCAGACAUACUUCUGUGACAUACUGCAACACAUCUUCUCCGUAGUUACGGACACAUCACACACGGCCGGUCUGACGAUGCACGCGUCUAUCCUGGCUUACAUGUUUAAUUUGGUCGAGGAGGGUAAGAUCAGUAUGACCCUGAACCCUGCGAACCCCAUAAGCAAUCAGGCUUUCAUCCAGGAGUACGUGGCGAACUUGCUGAAGACGGCCUUCCCUCAUCUGCAGGAUGCCCAGGUGAAGGUGUUUGUGACGGGGCUGUUCAGUCUGAACCAGGACAUCCCUGCGUUUAAAGAGCACUUGAGAGACUUCCUGGUGCAGAUCAAGGAGUUUGCAGGUGAGGACACUACAGAUUUGUUCCUUGAGGAACGUGAGGCAUCUCUGCGCCAGGCCCAGGAGGAGAAGCACAAGCUGCAGAUGUCUGUCCCUGGAAUCCUCAACCCUCACGAGAUCCCUGAGGAGAUGUGUGACUGAACAGACACACUGUGUGUGUGGGUGUAUGUGCGUGUGUCUCGUGCUGGCGCCUUAACGCAUUUAAACACAUUGCUAAAGACAGCAGUGUCCAGGCUGUCUGGUUUUGAGGCCACUGAUUUGUGUGUGUGUGUGUGUGUGUGUAAGGGUUGAGUGAGUCUGAGAGUGUGUUCCUCCUCUACGGAGGCAAUAUCUGCACUUGGCUGUCUUUUGACCAAAUCAAUGCCAACCUGUAAAAUGAUCCAGUCACCCAGUGGCCCUUUUUACAUAACCUGCGUUUUAUAUGGACACUCUUUUUUGUGUAAUACCUCUACAUAAUUAACUCAAGUUUAUGUUUGGUCAGUUAACCUCAACGCUGCAUGGAGUUUUUCUCAAAGCUACACGUUUUAACUUGUUCUCUCGCUUUCUCUCUCCCUCUCUUCCUCCUCUGCUUACACAUCAUGUAUUAGUUUAUAUAUUAUAUAUAAAAUUGGGAGUGCAGGUUUUUUUUGUUUUUGUCUUGCACAUGCGUCCACAUGCUAACGCGGUGAUGAGGAAUCUCAGAUUUUGGCCGCUUAGGAGAUUAAUUCUAUGCUUCUCAUGCUAGACCGACUAAACAAAGGUUUUAUAGAGCUAAAGGAAAAUAUAAAACAAAAGGCGUGUGGAGCUUUUUGGUUUAGUACAGUUCAAAAGUGGGUUUCUUUUAGUUGAACAAAGAAAUACGUUAUUACCUCCUCAGAAUAACAAUUAAUUGUAAGCUGAAUCCUACAGUUUAGUCAAUUUGACUGUAGCAAACGAUCACGUUUAUUGGACUGAGUUUAAAAAUCAGAUCUUUUUAAAUCUGGGUAGCAGUUAGUGAUCGCUUCCUGUAAAGUGACCGUGCUGUCCAAAUCAGACUAAAAAGGUUCAGACUUAACAUAAGCGGUUACUGAACGAGUCCAAGAUCGGAUCGGAUCGGAUCACUUGUCUAGACCUACCCUACGAUUCCUCAUCACUAUGUGUAUGUGUGUUUAAGUGAAAAAAGGAACAAGCUGUGAGGUUCUGCGCUGCUCGCAGCCUGCGGAAGAAUGUUGAAAUUCAUGAAUGAAUCCGAAACAAAGCGAUGAAGGUCUGUUGGACGCUGCUCGAUCUCGGCAGCGCUAGCUUCCUGGUUAGACCUGGUUAGCAUUCUCGCUGUCCAGUGGCUUUAUAUUAUAAUGGACGCAUCAUCACUAUCGAAUAGCAGCUUUAUUACCAUGGGAACACUUGGAUGUUUCUUCCUGUUAGUGUUUUUUUUGAUUGUGUGAGUGUGUGUGUGUGUGUGUGUGUGUGAUUGUGUGCGCGCAGUUGUGUGUGGGUGUGCUGUCGCUUAGCCGACAUCAGGUUUUUUUGUUUUCCUCAAUGAGGAUGGUGGCUCCUUUUGUGAGCUUUCAUUAAAUCGAAGUUUAAAAAAACGAAAGUGGUUGAAAUAUUUAUGGGUUUAUUGUAGGCUGCGUCUUUAUACCUGCUCUCAUGUUAACUCAUUCAGAGACAGUUAUGGAGGUUUGUUUUUUGUUUUGUACUAAUUUACUUUGUUUACCAUGCUGUAGUGCUUUAAGUCACUACGUAGAGCAAAUAAAGAAAUAAAAAAACA
Pangasianodon hypophthalmus (striped catfish) is the source of this 5884-nucleotide messenger RNA. RefSeq names its product exportin 1 (CRM1 homolog, yeast) b (gene xpo1b). Gene Ontology annotation, molecular function: nuclear export signal receptor activity; small GTPase binding. The transcript has 25 exons. NCBI's taxonomy places the organism in Eukaryota, Metazoa, Chordata, Actinopteri, Siluriformes, Pangasiidae. Gene Ontology annotation, cellular component: cytoplasm; nucleus. The record is from RefSeq and is a predicted model, not a curated record. Gene Ontology annotation, biological process: ribosomal small subunit export from nucleus; ribosomal large subunit export from nucleus; protein export from nucleus. Bases 1069 to 4296 code for a protein of 1075 amino acids.